Pungitius pungitius (ninespine stickleback) is the source of this 5179-nucleotide messenger RNA. RefSeq names its product NACHT, LRR and PYD domains-containing protein 3-like. NCBI's taxonomy places the organism in Eukaryota, Metazoa, Chordata, Actinopteri, Perciformes, Gasterosteidae. The transcript has 10 exons. The record is from RefSeq and is a predicted model, not a curated record. Gene Ontology annotation, biological process: intracellular signal transduction. Gene Ontology annotation, molecular function: protein binding. Bases 165 to 3476 code for a protein of 1103 amino acids.
AGCGUCAGACCCUCCAGCACCGGGAGGUCAGCCUCAUCUCAGCCCGCACAGAGCAGCCUGCUUUCGGCGAGACUCCUGUGAAAUGCUCCGCUGGUUUUCACGUCUCCGUAGCGAUUCAUCCAACUUGUGUCCACCAAGAGGACGCUGACUUCAUCAGAGGAAAGAUGGAGAAAGUUAAGAAGGACAUCCUCAACAUUUUAAAGGAUCUCAAGGAGGAGGAGUUCAAAGAGUUCAAGUGGCACCUGGAAAACAAUCCAAUCCCAGAAGACCUCCGAUCAAUCCCACCCUGUGACCUGCACAAAGCAGACAGGAUGGACACAGUGGACCUGAUGGUUCGGUGCUACGACACAGACUCGGUUCAGGUGGCCGUGAAGGUUUUGGAAGAGAUGCAAAUGAACAAUUUGGCUGAAAAAUUAUCCAAAAUGAACUUUACAGGUGAACUGAAUCCUGGGGGAGGAGAUCGAGGUCAAGAGAUUUUCACCAACUGUCAACGUGAACUCAAAUCCAACCUGAAGGAGAGGUUCCAGUCUGUGUUUGAGGGCAUCGCUGAAGCAGGAAACUCAACCCUUCUGAAUGAGAUCUACACAGAGCUCUACAUCACAAAGGGAGGGACUGCAGAGGUCAAUCAAGAACAUGAGGUCAGACAGAUUGAAACAGCAUCCUGGAGACCAGCCAGACCAGAAACAACCAUCAGACGAGAAGACCUCUUCAAAGCUUCAGCUGGAAGGAAGAAACCAAUCAGAACAGUGAUGACUAAGGGAGUGGCUGGCAUUGGGAAAACAGUCUUAACACAGAAGUUCACUCUGGACUGGGCUGAAGACAAAGACCACCAGGACAUACAGUUCACAUUUCCAUUCACCUUCAGAGAGCUGAAUGUGCUGAAGAAGAAGUUCAGCUUGGUGGGACUUGUUCAUGAGUUCUUCAGUGAAACCAGAGCAGCAGGAAUCUGCAGGUUUAAAGAGUACCAGGUUGUGUUCAUCUUUGACGGUCUGGAUGAGUGUCGACUUCCUCUGGACUUCCACAACAAUGAGAUCCUGACUGAUGUCACAGAGACCUCCUCAGUGGAUGUGCUCCUCACAAACCUCAUCAGGGGGAAGCUGCUUCCUUCUGCUCGCCUCUGGAUAACCACACGACCUGCAGCAGCCAAUCAGAUCCCUCCUGAGUGUGUUGGCAUGGUGACAGAGGUAAGAGGGUUCACUGACCCCCAGAAGGAGGAGUACUUCAAGAAGAGGUUCAGGGAUGAGGAGCAGGCCAGCAGGAUCAUCUCUCACAUCAAGACCUCACGAAGCCUCCACAUUAUGUGCCACAUCCCAGUCUUCUGCUGGAUCACUGCUACAGUUCUGGAGGAGGUGUUGAAGACCAGAGAGGGAGGAGAGCUGCCCAACACCCUGACUGAGAUGUACAUCCACUUCCUGGUGGUCCAGUCCAAACUGAAGGAGAUCAAGUACGAUGAAAGAGCUGAGAAGGAUCCACACUGGAGUCCUGAGAGCAGGAAGAUGAUCGAGUCUCUGGGAAAACUGGCCUUUGAUCAGCUGCAGAAAGGAAACCUGAUCUUCUAUGAAUCCGACCUGACAGAGUGUGGCAUCGAUAUCAGAGCAGCCUCAGUGUGCUCAGGAGUGUUCACUCAGAUCUUUAGAAAGGAGAAAGGACUGUCCAAGGAGGUGUUCUGCUUCGUCCAUCUGAGUGUUCAGGAGUUUCUGGCAGCUCUUCAUGUACAUCUGACCUUCAUCAGCUCUGGUGUCAAUCUGCUGUCCACCUCCCUGUGGUUUAAAGUCUUUAGAGACAACCCCAAACCAAUGUGUCUUUACCAGAGUGCUGUGAACGAGGCCUUAAAGAGUCCUAAUGGACACCUGGACUUGUUCCUCCGCUUCCUCCUGGGUCUUUCCCUAGAGACCAAUCAGACUGCCGUACAAGGUCUGCUGACACAGACAGGAAGUUGCUCACAGACCAAUCAGGAGACAGUCCAGUACAUCAAGGAGAAGAUCAGUGAGAAUGUGUCUCCAGAGAAAAGCAUCAAUCUGUUCCACUGUCUGAAUGAACUAGAUGAUGCUUCUCUAGUGGAGGAGAUCCAACAGUCCCUUAGAUCAGGACGUCUCUCAAAGGAACUGUCUCCAGCUCAGUGGUCAGCUCUGGCCUUCAUCUUACUGUCAUCACAAGAAGAUCUGGAGGUGUUUGACCUGAAGAAAUACUCUGCUUCAGAGGAGGUUCUUCUGAGGCUGCUGCCAGUGGUCAAAGCCUCCAACAAAGCUCUACUGAGUCGCUGUAACCUCUCAAAGAGAAGCUGUGAAGUUCUGUCCUCAGUCCUCAGCUCCCAGUCCUCUAGUCUGAGAGAACUGGAUCUGAGUAACAACGACCUGCAGGAUUCAGGAGUGAAGCUGCUGUGUGAUGGACUGAAGAGUCCACACUGUCACCUGGAGACUCUCAGACUGAGUGGCUGUAACCUCUCAAAGAGAAGCUGUGAAGUUCUGUCCUCAGUCCUCAGCUCCCAGUCCUCUAGUCUGAGAGAACUGGAUCUGAGUAACAACGACCUGCAGGAUUCAGGAGUGAAGCUGCUGUGUGAUGGACUGAAGAAUCCACACUGUGACCUGAAGACUCUCAGCCUGUCAAGCUGUCUGACCACAGAGGAAGGCUGUGCUUCUCUGGUCUCAGCUCUGAGAUCCAACCCCUCCCACCUGAGAGAGCUGGACCUGAGCUACAACCAUCCAGGAGACUCAGGAGUAAAGCUGCUGUCUGAUGGAGUGAAGGAUCCUCACUGGAGACUGGAGACUCUCAGGGUGGAGCCUGCUGGAGUCCGAUGGUUGACACCAGGUCUGGAGAAGUAUUCCUGUGAACUCACAAUCGACACAAACACAGUAAACAGAGAACUCAAACUGUCUGACAACAACAGGAAGGUGACACGUGUGAAGAAGGAGGAGUAUCAGUCAUAUCCUGAUCAUCCAGACAGAUUUGACUCCUGUCGUCAGCUGCUGUGUAGAACUGGUCUGACUGGUCGCUGUUACUGGGAGGUCGAGUGGAGCGGAGAAAUUUAUGUAUCAGUGAGUUACAGAGGAAUCAAGAGGAAAGGAAUUUUUUAUGACUGUUGGUUUGGAUACAAUCAUCAGUCCUGGAGUCUGAUCUGCUCUGCUGAAGGUUACUCUGUCCGUCACAAUAACACAGAAACACGCAUCACCUCCUCCUCCUUCUUCUCUUCCUUGUCCUCCUCCUCUGGUAGAGUAGCAGUGUAUGUGGACUGUCCUGCUGGCUCUCUGACCUUCUACAGAGUCUCCUCUGACACACUGAUCCACCUCCACACCUUCAGCACCACAUUCACUGAACCUCUUUAUCCUGGGUUUGGGUUUGGGUUUGCUUUCAGCUUGAGGUCUAUUGUCAGGUUCUUUUUCUCUCCUGGUUCUGUCCUUGGUUCCUCAGUGUCUCUGUGUCCUGCUGGUGGAGAACCUUCCUCUCUGCUCACCACAUAUUUCAGUCUGUACAACUGAUGUAGGUCCAUGUGGGUGUAGGUGCAGGUGGAGCAGGUGAGGGUUACCUGAGCUGGUCUGGACUCUGGGGGUCCACAGCUCUCUGGGACUUGUGGUGUUGCAGAUGAACGUGUGAAAGAGCUCAGCGAGGUGUGUUUUAAUAUCUCUGUGGAUGAAUCAAUAAUCAUCAUUUAGAUGUUGGCUCCUAAUUAGGGUUUAAUCUUAAUCUUUAUGUGUCACAUGUUCAAUCAAAUGGUCUCAUCUGCCCCCCCAAUAUGAGACAAAUAUAUCAGUGUGAUAAAUUGUCCUUGUUUGUUUGUGUGGUUACUAAAAUAUAAAAGAAAGGGAUUUUCAAGGAUUGUUUGUAAUGACAGAAGUAAAAUAUAAACAUGUGAUUCUUUUUCAGACGAUUUUAACUUCAAAUCUUUCUAAAUGUGUUCAGUUAAAUCAAAUAUAAUUUCACAUAAUCAGGUUUGUUCUGAACAAAAACCUUUUAAAGCUUCAUCAAACCUCUGAAGAAGGUUAAAUGACAGAUAAUAUCAUGUACUUGUGUUUUUAUUAAGGUUAUAUACCGUAAAUCCUCAAAUAAAGACCGGGAUUCAAUUAGUGGCCGGGCUUCAGAUAGUAGCCGGGGGCGCGGUCGAUAUGGACAAAUAAAGGCCGGUCCCAAAUACAGGCCGGGGGUAAAAAAAAAUUGAAAAAAUGUAAAAUUAAAGAAUAUACUGCUGGAGGUAACACGAGAGCCCGCCACCUGCUCGUGAACUGGGGGGUCGCUGCCUGGGAGAAGCUGGACAAGGACAUGAUCCGAAAGUCCGUCAAAGUUUGAAAGAUGACGGGAGUGAAGAUGAUCUCAUCCAUCGCUUCAAAGCGGGACAGCCAUGUGCCGCUGGUAGGGAUGCGCUGGCACAGCUCCGGCAGCGGGGGGAGGAGAACCGCACGCAAGUAGCCCAGGAUGAGGACAACGACGAGGAGAACACUGCAAAUAAAGCGCUAUACGCGAUAAACUUAAGACUGACACUAUGGUUUAUUACGGAUUCAUUUCUAAAUGCUUAGUCUCCAGAAAGUUGAUUAGCUAUAGGUCUACCGGUUUCAUUCUACCGGUAGCCUAUCAGUAAAUGGUUGCAGGAAGUGCUGAACGCAUAUGCCAUAAAUGAUAUUAGCCUACUGUAAUUAUGCCCAUUAUUUUAUUUAAAUAAUACAAUUCUAUAACAGAAGAUACCGGUAAGUAAGAAAUAAAGGCCUGCCCCUAAUACAAGCCGGUGCGCUGUGCUGCCUCUGUAAAUAAAAGCCCCGGCCACUAUUUGAGCAUUUACGGUAAUAGUACAACGUUUAGUGCCUCCAUGUAUUACUUUGGCUUCACAGGAAUAUAAUUGUUUGUAUCUAACUAGGGCCGGGACUCGAUUAAAAAUAUUAAUCUAAUUAAUUAGAGGCUUUGUAAUUAAUUAAUCAAAAUUAAUCGCAUAUAUUAUACAUACAAAUAUUUGACCUGAGAACAGUGAGAAGUAAUUUUUUUCACAUGGAUUUUUAUUUUUGUUCAACCAAUUCCAGCAGACAAGUGUAGCAAAAGCAUAUUUAGAAAUAUAGUACUUUCAGAAAUUCAGGUAGCCUAUAGGUAAGUAGACCUUCUGUAAACUAUGUUUUUUUAAGUAGACCAAUACUUUCAAGUACAUUCAGAACAUUGGUUAUUUUUUCAGACGUGGUCUUAGUUACCCUGGUCCUUAAAC